Alosa sapidissima (American shad) is the source of this 868-nucleotide messenger RNA. RefSeq lists its product as uncharacterized. The coding region runs from base 1 to 687 and encodes 228 amino acids. The record is from RefSeq and is a predicted model, not a curated record. The transcript is spliced from 5 exons. Lineage: Eukaryota; Metazoa; Chordata; Actinopteri; Clupeiformes; Clupeidae.
AUGCACACACUCCACAGGCCCAACUCCCAGAGGAUUCUGGGUGUGCUCUGGCACGACCAGCCUGUCAUGCGUCUUCAGAUGAGGAGGCUGCUAACGUAUGAGCCAGUUGCACUGAGGGAUAGUAAAACAGACACUGUGUCGGUGCGGCCUGUGUGCCUUUUCUGCAGUGUAAAGCUUCACAUGCUGUGUGAGUGUGUUGCUAUGCAGACAACUGCUCUAGGUCCAGUGGAAAAGAGUGUGGACUGCAGUAAGUUUGCAGCAACUAUGGUCAUGGCCAGGCUGUCGUCCACGCCGCAGACGCGUGGGAGAGUGGAGAGGAGGAGUGGCUCUGAUAAAACAGUCUCAGCAGACUGGGAUGGGAAGGUCUCCCACAGCCUGUCCACAGAUGUGCCCUCGGUGUCUGAUCGCACGGUCUACAAGCAGGAGUCACUUCACACGAGGAUGACGUCAGAUAGAGGACGAAAGAAAGAAUGCACGGCAGACAGAAGGAAAGAGGAAAAAAAGAAAAUUAAAGAAAUAAUUCAGACAUUCUCCUCGAUGAAUCAGUCAGUUGUGUGUAAGGCUGUGACAGAUCUGGCCCUGAUGUGGCGCAGGUCCGGUGGACUUCAGAGGGCUCACUCCUCCAGUAUUGAUUUCCCCUCCCUAAAAAGCCUUAAGGAGAUAACCACAUGCGCCAAGUGCCACUGAAUUACUGACACCUGAAUGGGAAAUGGAAUAAAAGCCCUUUGUGGGAUCCUCACUGAACUGGAACCUUCACCUGCAUACAAAAUACCCUUCCAUGCGACAUCUUACAGAUUGUAAUCAGGACAAAAAAUAUGCCGUAUCACAGUACGCUUGUGUACCUACCUGUCUGCAUACAUGUCAGUGA